AGAAGUCUCUACUAACAGUUAAUGAAAACAACAAAUUGUGGAUGCAUAACUUGCUACAAGAAAUGGGAAGAAAAAUUGUCCGGGAAAAAUCUAUUGAGGAACCUGGAAAACGUUGUAGAUUGUGGGAGGAAAAAGAUGUCUAUCAUGUGCUAACGAAAAACACGGGAAUCGAACAAGAUGCUCAAUUUGAAUGUCGAUGCUGUCUCGAAGAUGAAAAAAUUGAGAUUACUCAAAGUCAUUUGCCUCUCAAAUUCUGAUGAACUCAAAUAUCUUCCUAAUGAGCUACGGCUCUUAGAUUGGAUGAGAUAUCCUUUAAGAUUCUUACCUUCAAGCUUCCAACCAGACAACCUUGUUGCACUUCUGUUACCAUACAGUCGCAUUGAACAACUAUGGAAGGGAAAUAUACCGCUGUAUAAGUUGAAAGUGCUCAACCUCAAAGGGUCCGAAAACCUGAUCAAGACACCGGACUUUACAAAAGCCCCAAAUCUGGAAAUUUUGAUAUUGGAGGGUUGUAUAAGAAUAGUAGAUGUUCACCCAUCCAUCGGAGUUCUUUCGAGGCUCAAACUUUUGAAUUUAAGAAGCUGCACAAGUCUUAGGAAUCUUCCAACCAAAGUUGGAAUAGAAUCUCUUGAAACAUUAAUCCUAAAAGAUUGCAGAAACCUUAUUAGUCUCCCAAGCAGCAUAGGUGGGUGUAAAUGUCUAAAAACUCUUGAUCUUUCUGGUUGUUCUAAAGUUGAAAACUUGCCAGAGAAUUUGCGGGAACUAGAGUUGUUGGAAGAGCUCGACUUAAGUGAAACGGCCAUAGCAAAACCGUCAUCCUUCAUUUUUCAACUUAAAAAUCUUAAAGUUUUGUCUUUGAAUAGGCUCGAGGGACCAUCAUCUAAGUUACCAUCAAAUCUACCUUCUCUUUUCCAGAUAUUCCAAAGAGGAAGGAUCGAGUCCGUGCCUCUGAUGUUACAUUCAUUGUCAGGUUUGAGUUUAUUAAGAGAGCUGAAACUAAAGAACUGCAAUCUUCAUGAAGGAGAUAUUCCUAGUGAUAUUUCUUGUUUAUCCUCUCUGGAAAAACUUGAGCUUGGCGGUAACAAUUUCAUCAGCAUACCUGUGUCUGGUACUGUAGUUUCCAGGCUUCAAUAUCUUGGAUUGUCAAAUUGCGGGGAGCUUAAAUCGUUGCAUGGUCUUGGUGCUUCUAUAGAACCGUUUGCAAAUCCAUCAAAAAUUUGCUAUGCAGUGGAUUGGACACGGUUUAAUGGUCUUCACUGCUACAGAUUAGUUGAGAAUACCAAUGAAUUAACAUUGCUGAAACGACGUCUUAAGGUCGAUUAUCAUUCUUUUGCAUUUACAGAAUCUCAUUCUUGAAGAAUUAUAGUACUAGUUACCAAG
Messenger RNA from Hibiscus syriacus, 1380 nucleotides. RefSeq names its product TMV resistance protein N-like. Bases 178 to 1356 code for a protein of 392 amino acids. The transcript has 3 exons. Lineage: Eukaryota; Viridiplantae; Streptophyta; Magnoliopsida; Malvales; Malvaceae. Gene Ontology annotation, molecular function: protein binding. Gene Ontology annotation, biological process: defense response. The record is from RefSeq and is a predicted model, not a curated record.